UUCCGUUAUCACAAAGGACCUUCAAGCGGUUAAAGGCCAGGAGAAAGGUAUCAGCAUCCAACGAGUCGAGCAAAUAAAGAUGGUGCGAGACAAACACACAAUGACCGGGAUUGUCUUGAGUGUGUUUGUUGUUUUUCAGGCAUCCGUGUGGACCGUCAACCCACAGAAGUACGGAAACUCAGAUCCCCCGGUUUGCGAUGAAGCCAGUGUUCAUCUCAACACCUUAUCACCAGGUGUCACUGUACUAGCCCCGUCACUUACCAGCGAGAGCAGUGCGUGCCUCCUCAGCUUGGCCUGCACCUGGCUGGUUACCAGUGAGCCUGGCUCCUCUAUCUUUGUCCGUAUUCUUAAGGAGAACCCGAAGCCAUCUUUCGUGGGGUUCGACCUCGACAGAGAGAACGAGGUGUCCAUCGGGAUAGGUCAUGACCCAUCCGCUUACAACACCACAGUCGCUAGGAUCGAUCUGACUCAGGUUCCACACCUAGAUGACGGUAGGGUCUACUUUGUCAACAGCAGCCUGGCGUGGGUUGAGGUCACGGCACACGCACGUGGGCCUCCCUCGUGUGUGAAAUUCGAGAUGAUUUUUACUCAGCGUGAAAAACCAGGUAUUUGCGACGGCAAUACAGUCCUUUGCUUGUACUCCUCGGUUUGUCUGCCGGCCUCGGCCUACUGCGAUUCCUUCGUAGACUGCGGCGACUUCUCCGACCAGAUAGACUGUAAGAUGUGUGGAAACACCUCUAUCCCACUGCUGACACCAGGCGUCCCUCAGGUGUUAGUUUACGCAUCAUCGUGGACACCCAAGCCGGCUGGCCGGUUAAAUCCACCCCAUACUGACUGUUUCUGGUAUAUCCAGGCCCCAAAUGACAGCAUCAUUGAGAUCAACGUCAUUUCCAGCAACGGUGUUGGGCCCGCCAUUUCACUAGGAGUAGCAAGCGAGAAGGGCGUCAACGAGGCAGCGGAGAAAUUGUUCGAAGUACCACCUGGCUUACUCCAGAUCCUUUACACAAACAUAACGAGUCUUUGGAUGGUGGGGGACAUAUCACCGAUUGAAUAUUAUAGAACAGCUGUGUGUGAGAUCAAAAUAACUGCGUUUACAAGACAAGAAUGUGGACCAGACGAAUUUCAGUGUCAGAACCAGGAGUGCGUGGCGGUGACCCGACGAUGUGACGGCGAAGCUGAUUGCUCGAUGAAGGAGGAUGAAUACGGAUGUGGAAUUAACUGUUCCUUCAUGUGCCCAGAGGAUGGAAGCUGCGUGAAUGUGGACCGUGUCUGCGAUGGGUUUAGAAACUGCCCAUAUUCAUGGGACGAGUUCGACUGCGGUCGGUAUGACAGUCCUUACAUCGACCUCAGCCCAGGCGAAACAGUCAGCGUCACUCACUCGUCUGAUACCACAGAGGACGGCCUGUGGCUGGUAUCUGCGUCAAGUAACCACUCCAGGAUCAGGGUGGAGGUCCUCAACUUGCCCAUUUAUGAAUUUUACAUAGACUGGAAUCCCAAUAUGUUUGCUGGACUUUACUUCGGCAACGGGAAUAGACCAUCCUUGAAUACCUUUGUCCGUUCCUUCGUCAAUGUGCAGUACCAAGGGACCGUCAGCUUUGAAGGUCCCCGGAUUUGGAUUUUGUUCGCUAAACUCAAACAUGGUCGUGCCACUCCAGGGCGUCACUAUAUGACACUUAACAUCACAGAGUACUCCGAAAAAGAUUGCGCUGUCGAUCAAUACUCCUGCUUGUCUGGCACCCUUUGCAUCAACGCCAGCCAAGUAUGCAACAGUCGGGUGGACUGUCCGGAAUACGAUGACGAGUAUGACUGUGGUGUCUGCGGUGCUGACAAAUUCAGAUGCAGUGAUGGAAGCUUCUGCCUCGAGAAAUACCACGUAUGUGAUCAUUACCAUUCAUGCUAUGACUCUUCGGACGAGAAAUACUGCGAACCCUGCGGUGAAGGCACCAUUGACCUGUCAUCCGGCCCUCACUCUCUAAAGUCAAUCGGUUACCCUGGCUCCUACCCCCCUAACACGAUGUGCUACUGGAACUUUCGGGCUGAGCCAAACCAUGGCGUGCUGGUCGUGUUCCAUGACUUCCAGACGGAGGAAUUUCAGGACCUGCUAUUCUUGGGCAACGAAACAAAGUGGCUGGCUAAUGUUACUGGAAAUCGACAUCCUCAGAGAGCUGCUCUUAAUCAUUCCAACGUGUGGCUUUCUUUUGUUACAGAUUUCAUCUAUGAAUAUAAAGGAUUUGAAAUAAGCGUUGAACAGGUAGUGUCAGCGUCGUGCAACGAGGGCGAAGUGGCCUGCAACCACACUGAUUUGCUGUUUUGCAUUCUGGAGGAGCGAGUUUGUGACGCCAAAGGCGACUGUCCGCAGGCUACAGACGAACAGUAUUGCGGUGACAUUUGUGGUGAGACUCUGAUUGACGUACCGCGCAGUCAACCCUAUGAACUGACCUCCCCGCUCUACCAUCUCCGGCAAUACCCGGGCGACACCACCUGUCUUUGGCUUUUCCGGACAGCCGGCAGCAGGGACGACAAGAUCAAACUGGACGUCCUCGACUUCCAUCUUGAGCAGAACUUCGACUUCCUGCGCAUCGGGGUGGGCAACGACAGUAGCCGGGGACUGGCGGCAAGUCUAACCGGCCAGACCAAGAUUGUUGGGAUCAGUUUCGAGAGUGACGAGGUGUGGCUCCGGAUGGACACAGAUCAGUUGGUAUCGGCCGAAGGGUUCCGCAUAGCAUUGACGGCGAUCGACAAGCGCAAUUUUUCACAAUGCGUGGAGAGAUGUGUGCUACCGGACUUGGACAACACCGUGAUCUGCCUCCAACGCGAUGCGUUCUGUAACGGCUUUGCUGACUGCCCUGAUGGCGGAGACGAACAAGGAUGUGUAAACGUCAGCUGUAGCUCGGAUCAGUACUUGUGUGCGGGCAAACGGCAGUGUGUACUCCAGGAGUCGAUCUGUGACGGGAAGUUCGACUGCGAGUUCCAAGACGAUGAGGAAGAGUGUGAAAUUCGAGGUUGUCCGGACGGCUGUGAGUGUGCCCUGGUCGAUGCAAAGCUGGAGGUCAUAUGCGAACGGGGCUGGAACUCGACCACUCUAAGUCAACUCACUGCAAUCACGGCUGUGUUAGAGCUCACUGGAGGAAACAAGACGACCCUCGAUGAAGGCAUGUUUAAGAGAUUUGGCAUGCUUCGAACUCUAUCUUUAAGGAAGAACGACAUAUCGGAAAUCAAGUUACGUGCUUUUGCCGGACUCAGAAACCUUACUAUAUUAGAUAUUUCCGAAAACAGCAUUAGGCAAAUCAAUGGCGGUAUCUUCAGCGAUCUGAGACUACUCCAAGUUCUGGGAAUGCGGCAUGUUCCCGUUCAUCUAAUCAAAGCUCAAGCGUUUGAAGGGCUAAAAAAUCUCCACACAUUAAUACUUAUGUUGGGUGAUGGUUCAGUGGACGUCGACGAUUUAAACCAGAAGUACUCGUCAGAUUGGAAGAUCGAAGACGGUGCUCUAACUGAUCUCGCCUCACUUCAGAAAGUGUAUGUUGACGACCACCGCCUCUGCUGCGACUUCAGGUCCGUACUGCCAAGUGACGACCAGUGCAUCAACAUUCAGCUCCAGUCACCGCUAUUCAACUGCGGCCGGCUGAUGCCAAACCCCGUGCUUCAGGUUUUCAUGUGGAUCCUAGGCUGCAGUGCCCUCUUUGGAAACAUGUUGGUCAUUGUCUGGCGGAUGCGAGAGGACAGUGGUAAGGGCAGCAAAUACGUGCACUCGUUUCUGGUCCUGAACCUGGCCAUGUCUGAUUUCCUGAUGGGAGUGUACAUGGUGAUCAUUGCUACUGUCGACGCCAUCGAGAAAGAAAAGUACUACCUGACAGCCACGCAGUGGAGGAACAGCGCCCUUUGUAAGGCAGCAGGGGUCAUCUCUGUCCUUUCCUCAGAAGCAUCGGUUUUCUUCAUCACUUUGAUCAGUGUAGAUCGCUACCUGUGCAUCGUGCAUCCGUUUAGCCGAGUCAGGCUUCAGGAGACGUCUGUCUGGGUGUCUGUAGCCUCCAUUUGGCUCGCGUCCCUGGUAGCAGGCCUGGUUCCAACCAUCUUGGCAACCGGUGAUUCGGAUAUCUACGGGCUAUCAGAUGUCUGCAUUGGGCUGCCGUUGCUCACUCGCCCCGUCGAUUACACUUUCACUAAGGAUGAUGUUGGAGGAUCGUUGGGUAAUGAUACCUACCUCAUCCCAAAACCCGUUGGUAGUAGACCUACUUGGGCCUAUUCAAUCGUACUAUUUCUUGGUGUUAAUUUCAUGUGUUUCGUGGCGAUCACUGUCUCCUACAUUGCCAUCUUUGCCAAGGUCAAAAGGUCAGUCCGACGAGUCAAGCUGCGCUCACACAAGGCGGAAGAGAUCAAGAUGGCGUCCAAGAUGGCAGUCAUUGUAGGUUCAGACUGUCUCUGCUGGAUGCCAGUCAUCGUUCUUGGGAUCCUGUCCCAGACCAGCGUUAUUCAAAUCAAGCCUGAGGCCUACGCUUGGCUGGUGGUGUUCGUUCUGCCCAUCAACUCCUCACUGAACCCCUACCUGUACACCAUCGUCACGGCCAUCAGCCAAAGGCGCCAGGCCCACCUGGCCUCCGCGAAGAGCGCGUCACAGAAGCCGACAGUAUACAGUAUUCCUGAAAUGUCGACAGGAAGGAAGGAAGAUUCGACAAGCUGGACAACAGUCACGCCGACGGGCUCAGUCAAUUUGGGAUAUUCAUCACUCGAUGUGGAAAAAUAGCAGUCUGUAUAGAAUUAAUCGCAUCAUAGUUGCGGGAGAACAUCGACAGAAUCAAGUAAUGCUCUUUUAAAUAUCGUUUAAUAUUUAUUGAUAGAUAUGUUUGUCAUGCUAAAUAGAGUUAAAAUAUAAGAUGUACAGUAAACAGCCUUUCAAGUCGACAUUUACAGAACUAUUUCAAUACACGCCAACAUAACGAGGAAAAAGUAAGAGAAAGUUAUGGAAAAUACCUAUUCACGAAUUUUAACCUCUAUAGUUUCUAUUCAAAUGAUUUUGGAAAUUUGUUACCGCGUGUAAAAAGCGUAAAGAAUACAGAAUUUAUAAUCUUCUACCAUUAGUUUUGUCUGUAGGUUGUUCAAUGGGAAAUCAAUUUGAAUUUCUAUAUUUUGAAAUUCGGUCAUGCGGCAUAUGGGUAUAUGUACUUAAAUACAAAUAAACAAAUUAGGUUAAAUUCAAUAACUCAUUAACUAUAGAAGGUCGUUAAAUGUCCGUUCAUACAUACAUCAACGUAUGAGUUUUUUGCUGUGCUAGAACAGUUUUUUAAUAUUAAAACAAAUCUACAAGCGAAAAUUCGGUAUUUCUCAAUGCAUCUUUCUUUGAGAUACUUAUCUUGGUAACCGAAACUGCAUCCUCGUAACCAAUAGAAACCUGUUAAAUAUGCGACAAAAUGCUCCCAAAAUUUCAAUCAUUGGGCAUUCCUCAUUGGCUGCAUUUGAAAUUAAUUGGUCAAUAGUGCUUUUGGUAUGUACAUUUAUGUUCAUGAAUAUGACAUUGCAUAGUAUUGUACUUUGUUGCUCAGUUGAAAAUAAAGCCAAGUAGUGCUGCAGAGAUGAU
Acanthaster planci (crown-of-thorns starfish) is the source of this 5572-nucleotide messenger RNA. RefSeq lists its product as uncharacterized. Gene Ontology annotation, molecular function: G protein-coupled peptide receptor activity; protein binding. Gene Ontology annotation, cellular component: plasma membrane. Gene Ontology annotation, biological process: hormone-mediated signaling pathway; adenylate cyclase-activating G protein-coupled receptor signaling pathway; activation of adenylate cyclase activity. The record is from RefSeq and is a predicted model, not a curated record. NCBI's taxonomy places the organism in Eukaryota, Metazoa, Echinodermata, Asteroidea, Valvatida, Acanthasteridae.